This is a messenger RNA of Malassezia japonica, 921 nucleotides long. RefSeq lists its product as uncharacterized. The record is from RefSeq and is a predicted model, not a curated record. The transcript has a single exon. The coding region runs from base 1 to 921 and encodes 306 amino acids. Lineage: Eukaryota; Fungi; Basidiomycota; Malasseziomycetes; Malasseziales; Malasseziaceae. Gene Ontology annotation, biological process: lipid metabolic process.
AUGUUCACCUCGCGUUUCCUCACCCUCGCCCUUGUUUCCCUGACAGCUAUUGCGGGCGUGCUCGCCGGCAGCCAGCCGAAGAGCUCGCACGCUGAGCCUGUGAAGGUGGAGAGCAGCAUGCCUCUCAUGUCCUUCGCCGCUGGUCUCACCCAGGAGACCUACUGCCCCGGCUCGCAGAUCAAGCCGGGUCUGAAGAUUGGUGAUGCCAAGCUCCUGUGGUCUACUGGUGAUGGCUACUUCAUCCAGCGCGCUCUCAUUUACCACUCUGACAAGCUUGGUAUCGCAGUGGCUUACCAGGGCACCAACCUUGAUUCGCUCUUCUCCUCUAUCCACAACGUGGAGUUCGUCGGUGUGCCGCCGGACUGGCGCUACGCCAAGGGUCUCCCGGCUGGCACCAAGCUCUUCUACGGUUUCCAGGAUGCCUACCUUCAGAUCGUUGACAAGGUUUACCCUGCCGUCCAGAAGUACAUGCACCAGUACAAUGAGUCUCGUGUAACUGUGAUUGGCCACUCGCUUGGCGCUGCCAUGGCCCUUGUUUCUGCUGCCGACUUCAACUACCGCAUUGGUACCGGUGUCCACGACAUUUACCUCUACGGCCUUCCCCGCGUUGGUAACCCCAUUUUUGCGGACUGGGUCGACAAGACCUUCGGCAAGAAGCUUCACUGGGCUGUGUCGGGCAAGGACUGGGUGCCUCAUGUUCCCCCGCGUGAGUUCGGCUACCAGCACCCGUCGAACUACAUCUGGAUCAACCCGGCGAACUCGACCAACUGGAAGCGUUACCCCGGCCAGGAGAACGUUCACGGCUUCAACUCGAUUAACCCGGAGUGGCUGAGCUUUGAUGAUCACCAGGGUGUCUACUUCCACACGCAGAUUGGUGCUAUGAAGGAGGGUCACUGCCCUGCUACCUUCGGCAAGGACUAA